AUGGCCCCAAUUACCAAGGACAAAUACUCUGUUAUCCUCCCGACCUACAACGAGCGUCGCAACCUGCCCAUCAUUACCUGGCUCCUCAAUCGCACAUUCACCGAGCAAAACCUCGACUGGGAACUUAUCAUCGUCGACGACGGAUCUCCAGACGGCACCCAAAUCGUCGCGAACCAACUCGCCAAAGCCUACGCCCCCCACGUCCUCCUCAAGGCGCGAGCCGGCAAGCUCGGUCUGGGAACGGCAUACGUACACGGCCUGCAAUUCGUCUCAGGGAACUAUGUUAUAAUCAUGGACGCCGAUUUCUCGCACCACCCCAAGUUCAUCUCGCGCAUGAUCGCGAAGCAGAAAGAGCUCUCUACCAACGGUGGAUACGACAUUGUCACUGGUACGCGAUACGCCGGUGAUGGAGGUGUCUUUGGAUGGGACCUGAAGCGCAAAUUGGUGUCGAGGGGCGCCAACCUUUUCGCGGAUACGGUGUUGAGACCUGGAGUUAGUGAUUUGACGGGUAGUUUUAGACUGUACAAGAGGGCGGUUCUGCAGAAGGUCAUUGAGAGUACCGAGAGUAAAGGAUAUACCUUCCAGAUGGAGAUGAUGGUCCGGGCUAAAGCGAUGGGCUGCACAGUUGCGGAGGUGCCGAUUACCUUUGUUGAUCGCCUGUACGGCGAUUCAAAAUUGGGAUCGUCAGAAAUUGCUGAAUACGCUACUGGGGUCUUGCGGUUAUGGCUUAAGGUCUAG
Messenger RNA from Drepanopeziza brunnea f. sp. 'multigermtubi' MB_m1, 738 nucleotides. RefSeq lists its product as uncharacterized. Gene Ontology annotation, molecular function: dolichyl-phosphate beta-D-mannosyltransferase activity. Lineage: Eukaryota; Fungi; Ascomycota; Leotiomycetes; Helotiales; Drepanopezizaceae. Gene Ontology annotation, cellular component: endoplasmic reticulum membrane. Gene Ontology annotation, biological process: GPI anchor biosynthetic process; protein O-linked glycosylation via mannose; dolichol-linked oligosaccharide biosynthetic process. The record is from RefSeq and is a predicted model, not a curated record.